CUGAUACUAACACUAAAUACAAACUACACAACAUAACCACCCAUGCAUACUCAGAAAACCCAAGCCCCUGGUAACAAUAAUACGUUAAUAUUUCUAAUAGCAGUCAAUGGUAUUAGACCCCUUCCCAGCAUCGACUUGAUUAUAUAUAUAUCUUGGCGAUCCGGGGUGCGGGGCGGUUAUAUAGAGGGUUGCGAUUAUGGUGUGGUCUGUGUUUUGUGUUUGGGGGGUCGAGGUGGUUGUGAUGGUGAUGGAGAUGGAGAUAGGGAUAAGAACAUUGUUGUGUGGGUUAAGUUGGGGAAUGGGGAUGGGGAUGGGGAUGGGGAUCAGGAUAGGGAUGAAUAGAGUGGGAAGGGGAUAGGAAGGGAGAAGAAGGAGAAUAAUCAAUAAGAAGGGCAGGGGAUAAAGAAGGAUACAGAGUACGGAAGGGGUUCACUGGGUAUUGCCAAUCAAGGGAGAAAUAGAUUUCUACAGGAGAUAUAUCGAACUUUUCCAGGUCGAAUAAUAAAUACUCCAUAGAUAGAGG
Messenger RNA from Aspergillus heteromorphus CBS 117.55, 523 nucleotides. RefSeq lists its product as uncharacterized. The coding region runs from base 43 to 342 and encodes 99 amino acids. The record is from RefSeq and is a predicted model, not a curated record. Lineage: Eukaryota; Fungi; Ascomycota; Eurotiomycetes; Eurotiales; Aspergillaceae. The transcript has a single exon.